GCUUCAGAUCCAUUUUCUUAAGUGCUCCAGUCCACAGUUUCUCUCUCCCUCACUCUUUCACUUCCUGCAACUAGUUCCAACAUGGCGCUGUAGGCAGAGGAGCUCAUCGGGAAAAAGCCACUUCUGGAGGAUGUGAACGCUGCCACUUGGAUAUUUCCAGCCCCAGAUUCCCCUUAAAGAUCUCCCUGCCUGAAAACACCAGGAAGUCAAACAAGAGCGGCUGCGGCGGAAGCUGAUGUGGGCAUAAGCAUUACACUGGGAGCCAAAAACCUUGCAGGUCAAAAGUAAUUACUUCAUGUGGUGUUUGGAAUCGGCAACAAACGAGGAAGAAACAGAAUAAAAAAAGGGGUGUGCAAGGUUCAAGAGUACAGGGAUACAUUUCUGGUAAUAUAGGCAUUCAGUUAAACAGCAAUGCCGGGAAAUUGUAUAUUUAACACUAGAUGGAUCCAUGAUCCAAAGUAUCAAGAGUGGAUCGCUGAAGCUGACAGACGUCAUGCCAGAUGUCGACUCUGUCAUAAGACAAUAAACUUGGCCAGCAUGGGUGAAUCGGCGCUCACUAGUCACGGAAAAGGAGCUAAACACCAAAAGUUAUUAGCUUACCAACGUGAAAAAAACUGGAGCAAGACGAUCGUGACAUCAAUCUUCGCAAACGACUCGAGUAGUAAGUCUGCCUCGGGCUCAGUCGCUGCUGCAACUGACCGUAAACCACCCGAUGCACUGCCUUCGUUCUCAGCCGCUGCCGCAACUGACCGUAAAAUACCAGAUGCACCACCUUCGUCUGCAGCCACUACUGCAACCGACCAUAAGCCGCCAGUUGCACCACCUUUGUUCUCAGCCACUACCACAACUGAUCAUAGACCACCAGAUGCACCACCUUUGUUUGCAGCCGUUGCCGCAACUGACCAUGAACCACCAGAUGCACCGCCUCCAUUCUCUUCUGACCUUGGGACUACAUCAGCGAGUAGCACGCCCCCGGCGCAAUCAGCUCCAGCGUCAUUUGCGAACAACACGGAUGCAUUAAAAGCGGAUUUACGGAGUAUGUCGCUGAGGAUAGCACGGUUGGUGAGGUCUGCAUGGACUCCGGCAAGGCCUUUGACAAGGUCCCACUUGGGAGACAAGUCAACGAGCAGAAGCGCUAUGGCGAACCGGAACACCUGUACAGAGGUGGUGUUGCUGGCUUGCGGCUCAUUCAACCCAAUCACAAAUAUGCACCUGAGGAUGUUUGAAUUGGCCCGCGAUCACCUUCAUGAAACAGGGAGAUACCUGGUGCUAAGGGGCAUUAUAUCCCCGGUGGGUGAUGCGUACAAAAAGAAGGGCCUUGUGGAGGCAAACCAUCGUGUGGCUAUGAUAGAAAAAGCCAUCCAGUUGUCUGACUGGUUGACGCUGGACACCUGGGAAAGUAAGCAGAACGAAUGGGUGGAGACUGUCAAAGUGCUGAGGCAUCAUUGCGAGAAUCUGAAGAACCAAUUCGUCAUCGAUAAAAAGAGCGCCACUCAAUGCCGGAAGGGAAAGAAACGGAAGAUCGAAGAGAAAGACGUCUGUGUGAUAGAUGAAAGAGAUAUACCGCAGCUGAUGCUGCUCUGUGGAGGAGACGUGUUGGAGUCAUUUGGAGUUCCGGACCUGUGGAAAAAGGAGGACAUCGAGGAGAUUUUGGGCACCUUCGGGAUGGUCUGCAUCAGCCGACAUGCGUGCAAUCUUCAAAAAUGCAUCUUCGAGUCCGACAUCCUCUGGCAGUGCAGGAACAAGAUUCACCUUGUGACCGAGUGGAUCGACAACGACAUCUCGGCCACCAAGGUGCGCCGCGCCUUGCGGAGGGGACACAGCAUUAAGUACGUGGUUCCCGAUCCGGUCAUUGACUAUAUUCUAUGGCAUCAGCUGUACGACCAGCACAGCGAGGACAGGAAUUCCGGUGUGGUUUUAGCACCUUUUCAGCGUUACAAAGAAGAAUCGAGCAGGAACGCAGUAUACCGCAGGUUUUUACAUCCACAGCUCCCUUGGCCACCUUGGUUCCUUUUUGCACCUCGGCCCUCAACGGACACAAUGCCGACAGAUUUCAGUGGUACCUGGCAUUUGGUCAGCAAUGAAAAUCUUGACCCUUACUUGCAAGCACUGGAUAUUGACUUUCCUAUCCGUAAGAUUGCGGCUCUGCUGAAACCUGAGAAGGUUAUUGAACAGGAGGGAGAUUCAUUCAUCGUCAAAACAAACAGCACCUUCAAAAAUUAUCAAAUCCAAUUUACGGUGGGAGUAGAAUUUGACGAGGAUGUGAAAUGUUUGGAUAAUCGCAAAUGCAAGAGUCUUGUCAUGUGGGAGAACAACAAACUGGUGUGCACUCAGAAGGGAGAAAAGAAGAAUCGAGGGUGGACUCACUGGAUAGAAGGCGAUAACCUUCAUUUGGAACUCUACUGUGAAAACAAGAUGUGCAAACAGGUUUAUAAGAAAAUGUCCACUGCAUAAGUGAAGGAAGAUGCCAAAUGUGAAAACUAUUAAUUUGUGCGAUUUUAGGACAUUGAGUGAUCAAUAGUGGAAACUUUGCCCAUUGCCCUCAGAUUUAGAUCCGAAGGUACUUCUUACCACACUGAAAUAUGGAAACAGGUGGCUACCCUUCUGUGCAUUGAGGUAAUAUGUUACUGAGAUAUUCAGUGUCAAUCUGCUCCAGGAUUAAUUUUGUGGUGGGAUUACAUUCUUGAACAACUAAUGUAUUCACACUGUCGAUAUUUGAUUGAAUGGAAGUAACAGUUUCACAUGUAUGUGGGAAUCUGAUAAUCAUAAAGGAUUAGCAUCA
Molecule: messenger RNA, 2782 nt
Organism: Leucoraja erinaceus (little skate)
Lineage: Eukaryota; Metazoa; Chordata; Chondrichthyes; Rajiformes; Rajidae
Gene: nmnat1
Product: nicotinamide nucleotide adenylyltransferase 1
Exons: 14
Coding region: 412-2454 (680 amino acids)
Biological process (GO): NAD+ biosynthetic process
Molecular function (GO): nicotinamide-nucleotide adenylyltransferase activity; nicotinate-nucleotide adenylyltransferase activity; lipid binding
Source: RefSeq, a predicted model, not a curated record